GACAGUCGGUAACGUCAUUGCAGCGGCUCGCGUAAAAUGUAAUUUUUCGUUAUGUAGGGAGGGAUUAGUUUCGUAUUAAAUUGGUGUUAUAACAGCAAACAGAAUGGUAUACGGGCAGAAGGAUGAGACCUUAAUGCUACCCUAUUACAGGGAGCUGGGCUACUACAUUACACGGAGAGAACAAUAUGACAGAGCUGUACCAAUCUUCGAUAAGGCAUAUUCUUUGGUGCCCACUGACAAAAGAACACUUUUGGGACGUUCCUGUUUGCGAUCCAAAGUUUGCAACUAUGAGGGGGCAAUUGACGACAUUAACAAGGCCUUAGAAUUGGAUCCAGAAGAUUUAGUGGUGACUGCACAGAGAGCUUUAAACCUGUACUUAUCUUGUGAAUUUGAAGAUGCUCUCGUUUUAAACUAUCGGAUGGUGCCUAAACGAAAGAAACCCGAUAACUUCACCAUGGGUGUUAUGCACUGUAAUGAAGCAACGGAGAAUACCACAGGUUUGCGUACCGGGCACCCGCUGCGAGACCAUUACAAAAUUAUACACCGAAUGGCAUGGAAGAAGUUAAAGGAGACAGAAAAUCCGUAUCAAAUCAAAAGGAAAAGAAAGAAGAAGAAAAAGCCGAAAAAGCCCACUGAAAAGGUUGUUCACGAUCCCAUCGUUCCGUUAAUCAAGCAAAAGAAAGCCCGCACCCACUCCGGACUUUCAAUUGUUGAUAGUUUGCAUUCGCAUGCGGAUGAUGUUGACGUUAUACCACCGUGUAAAUCUCGAUUUAGGCCACUCCAACGCUACACCACAAACAUUGAAAAUUAUAUGUCCGAAAAAUAUCUCGAUAGCAUGUGCAAUGAUAAAAUGUUCUUAAAACAGUUGCGAAAUAAUCCAGGAGUACUAUCACCCAACUGGGAGGGUACCAAGAGCAUUCUACGCAUGAGCAAGGAGGGCUACAAAAGUUUAGCCUACAAACAGGAAUUGUUGAGAACUAGAAGGCCGUUUUAUUUCUUAAAGUACCAAGAGGCUAAGAUUAGAGGCAAUCUUAAGCUGAGAAUUGCGGAGGAAUUACGAAAGAUGCAAUUGACCGCGAAGAUUGGAGCGGAUCAGCUUCUCGCUAUUAUCCAGCGCGCUGUUGACGCAAAGCGUACCAAAAGGGCACUCGUUUAUGCCGAAAAAUUGAAAAUUUAUUGCGAAUUGAAACCUAUUAAGAUACUCCCAACUCGUGAAAAGUACCUGGCGGAAAUGUACAAACUGGUCGGUUGGGCUUACUACCACCUGUUCAGAAUCAGUAGCCACCAAAGCGAAUCAGAUCAAGUUAAAAGGGUGUACUAUUGGUUGGGAUUUCCCUUCGGUAGAGAACCGUCGACGGAUUCCAUCAUACAGCAGUUCAAAGAUGAGUUCGUGGACUGGAAGAAGAAGAUUUUGUUGUUCGAGGACCGUCUUAGGAAAGCAUUACAUCCGGAGGAAAUGUGCUGGCUCUACCACGAAUUGGCGGUUUGUCAUACGGAAGUGCACGAUUAUCAGCUGGCGAGGGUUUACUGUCGAAAGUGUGUGCAGGAAGGCCAAACUGCAUCAAAUUCGAUUUGGAUACUAAACGCGAUGAUGUUGAUAGCUAAGAUCAGUCUAAAGCAGCGCAACAGAAAUGAUGCGAAAACAGAAUUCAAUGACGCUUUAGCUUACGCGAAAAAAUUGAAGGAUGAGGGGCUACAGACGUAUAUUCAAAAGUGCCUAAAAAUUGUGGAAGAGGUACAAUUUGACGAUCACUUCGGCAGCAAGGUACUCCAAAGGCGCGAAAACCAAAUUAUUAAGUUAAUGAAGGGUGAGGGAAUGAGAGAUGAGGUUGCCUUCCUGUUCAGAAAAAUGAACGCUCUACCCGCCGAUCGAAGGAUGUCAGUCAUGCCUGGUGUUGCUCUUGAGGAUACCAAGAAACCAACGGCGUCAAUGAAGAAAGCGUCAAUUAUGCCGGUUUCCAAACGAACAACCGAAGGUCAACCACCGGACCGCGUACUGAAGGCGGCUAGCAAGUCUUCCGAUUCUGAGGGCGGCGGAUCUCGCAAAGGGGUGGCGUUUAUGGAGUUGAUCAAAUACCAUAUUGAUUAAAAAUUCUUGUAUAUUUCGCAUACAGUUUGCUACAACUUUCU
This is a messenger RNA of Photinus pyralis (common eastern firefly), 2130 nucleotides long. RefSeq names its product tetratricopeptide repeat protein 25-like. Gene Ontology annotation, molecular function: protein binding. Bases 104 to 2089 code for a protein of 661 amino acids. The record is from RefSeq and is a predicted model, not a curated record. NCBI's taxonomy places the organism in Eukaryota, Metazoa, Arthropoda, Insecta, Coleoptera, Lampyridae. The transcript has 8 exons.